Molecule: messenger RNA, 349 nt
Organism: Homarus americanus (American lobster)
Lineage: Eukaryota; Metazoa; Arthropoda; Malacostraca; Decapoda; Nephropidae
Product: probable serine racemase
Exons: 2
Coding region: 33-320 (95 amino acids)
Biological process (GO): L-serine metabolic process; D-serine biosynthetic process; pyruvate biosynthetic process
Molecular function (GO): magnesium ion binding; threonine racemase activity; pyridoxal phosphate binding
Source: RefSeq, a predicted model, not a curated record
GAACAUUUGAAGUAGUGAUAGACAUAAACAAUAUGUCAUCACCUGUUGAGCUGGAAGACGUGCUCUCUGCUUCUCGGAGGAUCCAUGGCUGGGUCCACAGAACACCUGUCCUCACCUGCCACUCCCUUAACACCCUCGCCGGCAGACAGCUGUACUUCAAAGCUGAGAACCUCCAGAAGACCGGCUCCUUCAAAGUCCGGGGAGCUUGUAACUCGGUGUUUCUGGAGAAGGAAAACAAUCCGGACAGUGCAGGAGUUGUAACACACAGCAGUGGGAACCAUGCUCAGGCAGUGGCCUAUGCUGCCAGUAAGUUGUCAUAAUUUUUAAUAAUUUAAUUGAGUUUGCUGGA